AUGGAUCCAGUUCACAGUGGGACCGGUGUCUUCUACCAGGCGAUGCCUGCUGUUGGAGCCGAUGGAAAGAACAUCAUGAAACUGAUUCCUGUACAAAUGGUCAAUGGACAAUUUGUCCAAACUGAAAUAAACAAACCCAGAUUGGCCCCUACAGCUCAGAAAGCUGUGACCUUAAAUAUUUCCUCAGCUCCUGUUCAGAUGGUAAAAAAGGCAGAUUUGAAUCCUUCUGCCACCCAGCAGAUUGUCAGAAAGCAGGUUUCCUUUGUGAAUGUCUUGCCUAAACCAGCAGGAUUUGAUCUUGCUAAUUCACUAAACAAGCAUCCACCCCAGCAAAAGCAAAAUGUAAAGGCCAAAUUACCUCUGAUUGCACCUGCAACAAACUGUGGGAAGUUAGUAACACUUCCAUGUCAACUCCCAGUGACCAUGAAAUCUCCAGCACUCCCCAGUGGACAGUAUUUCCAGAUCCGCUCGAAUGCACAAGUUCCAACGGUCCCAGCAUCUGACCUUUCUGAGCUUAUCAAGAAACAGAUCUUUACUUCAUCAGCCAGCUCCUCUCCAGGUCCAGGACUACCAAGUGUGGUUUUCAUGUCACCUGUCACAACUGUGAAUCAAGGUGUUACAAAUGACAGCGUUGUGACUCAAGGCGUUACUCCACCAUGUGAUUCUGCACUUCCCUCACUCAACUUGCUUUCUAAGACUUUACGUGGGCUCCCAGCUAAAGGAUCGAAAACACUGUUAAAAUUGGUUCCAAAGGUUUCACAAAGGCCCAACAGCCCUAUAAAGUGGGUGAUUGAAGAAGAGCACAGCUCAGCGGCUCCUAAUAUAAAUCUUCAUGAUCCAUCUUCUGUCGCUUCAGAGAUUCUUCGAACUGUGGCAGAGAGAGAAAACACAAGCAAGCACUCUGACGACAUUAGAAAAAGCUCUCAGUCGAAUCAGGGCAAAAGUGGACAAGGAGAGCGCAACACCGUGGUCGUGUGCAACGGGAAGGUCAUUUAUGUGGCCAAAAAAAGUAUCCAACCAUUAAAAAUGCAAAAAAGGAACUCCCCCCAAGCAUCAACAGAAACUUAUGAAUCCAACAAAACCUCUGUACCUUCAACCCAAGAGUCUUUGCAGUCAGAUGCAGCUCAAACAUGGCAGGACCUCAGAAUUAUUAUUCCAGACGAGUCAGAUGAAGUGAUAGAUCUUUGUGGCGACGAUGAUGCUCAGGAUGACUCACCCGCACAAGCAGCAUCAGUUAAUGUGUCAGCUGUCUCUCUGCAGGACGAUGACAAUGUCAUAUUUGUGUCAUAUAUUCCACCCAAAUCUGAGGCUGGGUCAACACAAGGUUUGAGACUAAAAACACCAACAGCACUUGCAAGACGGGCAACAGACAAGACGGGAACAAGCAGCUUGGACAGUGUGACAAAAGCAAAGAGGCUAGAUGGUGGAAGUGAUGGCAGGGGUGUUUGUGGUUCAGUAGUGAUGAACAGACAUGAUAAUGAGGGCUCAAACACGAUGAGACAGCGAAGCACCUCCACCCAACAGGUGGAGAGAAUGGAAGUUCAUGUAGAAACAGAAAGUCCAGUAGAUCCCAGCACCUCUAACGGCAGCACUGGAACACGCCUUCAGAAACAGGACACCCACAAAAUGGAGAGCCGUCCAGACCCUGCACCAUGCAGGACACCUUCGCCGGCACCAAAACCAUGUCAGAUGGAGGACCAUCAGCUGAGGCAGAUAUUUGGUAUCACAUCUGAGGUGAAAAUCUGCCUGCAGAAGAUUGAUGAAGCCACAGCCUGGUCUGUCCCUGCAAAGCUUCUAAAGAGCAAGUCCAUGAGCUCGGAACCUUUUUUGCAGGAGCUUCAUAGUUCCUGUAAAAAACAACAAACAGACACCUACAGUUGUCUCAUCAAUGUUAAGAGUGCUCUUUCCAAACUUAAGACAAAGCCUCCCUCUGCUUUGACAAAAAAGUGCCAUUUAGGUAAAAGUUCACUCAAGGGAGCAUCAUGUGAUGUUGAAAAUGCACCAGUGAUUGGCUACGUGGAACCAAUAGAUGAGGAUUUCCCCAGCGCAGAUGGCAACGUCAUCCACGGGUCACAAAACCCAGCAGCACAGCUACAGACUCAGACUUGUGAGGAUCUGAACAUAAACACGAGGAGAAUAGGAAGGGCAAGGAAACGCACUAUGUGUCCAUGUUGCAUCCCUGGUUCUCUGGAGCCUGCAGUAAAAUCCAGCGCAAGGUUAGACGAGCCUGAGAAGUUGGCGUGGAUGACGGAGAGCAUGAGUAAAAAAGGGGGGCGAACAAAGGCUCCAAGAAAAGAUGGAAAAACAUCUGGAAUCAACUGUCUAACGGCCAAGAACGAGGUUCCAUCCAGUGACAGUUUGACCACAUCACUGGAUUUUAAUGAACUAAAAAGACACAAACAGAUCAAAAGACUCAAACAGCAUCUAGAGAAAGAGGUGCCUUUAGAGCUGACGAGUGACAGCUGAGACAAGACAGCCACAUACACUCUAAUAUUCUAACUAACUAAUAUUCUAACAUAACUUUUGUUAUAAUCUUUUUAUUGAUUUACUUACAUAUUAACCCUCUCUUCAAACUCUUUAGUUAAGCCUCACUGUUGCUGUCCUUCUCUUGAGUUUAACACUAACACAUUGAAUAACUGCCAACACUCAUCUGCAUCAUAUGUUUCGCGUUAUACUGUUCAAUUACUAAAAGUUAUUUCACACUUGCCAGCCGAUCACAAUGAAAGGUUACAUAUUUUACACUUCUCCAGUGUUUUAUUUGAAGUGUUGAUAUCCAUAAAAAGAUGUAAUUGUGAUUUUUAAGAACCAGAAACCAUCUCAGUGUAGUUUUACAUCUCCUCUCUCAGGCUCCUCUCUGGAGCUCU
Messenger RNA from Seriola dumerili (greater amberjack), 2864 nucleotides. It is a transcript of the gene lrif1, whose product is annotated as ligand dependent nuclear receptor interacting factor 1. Gene Ontology annotation, molecular function: nuclear retinoic acid receptor binding. NCBI's taxonomy places the organism in Eukaryota, Metazoa, Chordata, Actinopteri, Carangiformes, Carangidae. Gene Ontology annotation, biological process: regulation of DNA-templated transcription. The record is from RefSeq and is a predicted model, not a curated record. The transcript is spliced from 3 exons. The coding region runs from base 1 to 2466 and encodes 821 amino acids.